AUGAACGUCUUUUAUGAGUGGAUUGUAUCAGCAACAAACAACAGCAUUCAUAUCUUUGGUGCCAUAUCAACCCUCAUCCUCAUCCAUCUGGUGCUUCCCAUUGCCUGCAAUUUGGUGAACCUCCUGAAACAAGAUCCGCCAUCGAUCGAUCAUGUCAGCAACAAGGAGCAGGUUUAUACCUUUGGCGUCAGCAAGCUUUUGAUCAUCUCGUGGUUACGAUUAUCGGCAAUUCCUUUGAUGGAUCUCUACAACUAUACGCGUCUUAUGGAUGGACCAUGUCAUCAACAAGCAAUGAGAACCCGCGUUGACAUCUUUGGUGUUACCAAGGUCAUUUAUGCAUCUCCUCAAGGCAUUCAUCGUCAAGCUGCAUUCGAUUUCCAAUGA
Messenger RNA from Lichtheimia ornata, 384 nucleotides. RefSeq lists its product as uncharacterized. The coding region runs from base 1 to 384 and encodes 127 amino acids. The transcript has a single exon. The record is from RefSeq and is a predicted model, not a curated record. Lineage: Eukaryota; Fungi; Mucoromycota; Mucoromycetes; Mucorales; Lichtheimiaceae.